Pelmatolapia mariae (spotted tilapia) is the source of this 781-nucleotide messenger RNA. RefSeq names its product F-box only protein 48. The transcript has 3 exons. Gene Ontology annotation, biological process: SCF-dependent proteasomal ubiquitin-dependent protein catabolic process. The record is from RefSeq and is a predicted model, not a curated record. The coding region runs from base 82 to 546 and encodes 154 amino acids. Lineage: Eukaryota; Metazoa; Chordata; Actinopteri; Cichliformes; Cichlidae. Gene Ontology annotation, molecular function: protein binding. Gene Ontology annotation, cellular component: SCF ubiquitin ligase complex.
ACAUCCGUUAGGACAUUUAAACCGUGUGAGCUGUCUGUCAGAGACCUCGCGGAAGGCUCUUCCACCCAGUCCGACUCUAUUAUGCAGCAUGUGUGUGGGAGGACUCCACCAGUGUUUUUUCUCUGUGAAGGAAGCCCCGCCCUGACGGCAGCCGAAGGCACAGCCCCACCUCGCAACUUUGCCGAGACGCUGCCGACAGAAAUGAGCGUGAGGAUCUUUGGCGAGCUGGAUGCGGCGAGCCUGUGCAGCGCGGCGAGGACCUGCAGGCUGUGGCAUCAGAUCAUCGAGCAGAGCGAGCAGCUGUGGAGGAAGCAGUGCCUGAUGGUCCGAGCCAUCUGCCAGAGGGAGGUCGACAGCGACCGGAGACACGGCCUCUCCUGGAAGGUGAUCCUGGUGAGGAACUACAUCCGCAGCCUUGUGAAGAAAGACUGGCUGAUUGGACGGUUCAGCCACGUGAGGUCGGCAGACGAGCUGAGCGGCAGGAAGCUGACGCCGCUGGACGCGGAGACCUGGGGCGAGAUCCUGCAGGCCGAGCUGGAUCGAUGACGGCGUUCCGGUUUUAUCAAAGCACCUCGAGCACUUCUGAUUUUUAACUCUAAUAUAUUCCCUCUGCAGUUUGUGUUUCACGGGAAACGCAAACUUUUGUACAUAUUUUUAAAAUUUUUAUAGAAAAAAAUCACAGAGAAACAAAGUGAAACUUUUUUUUUUUUUAAUUUGAGCCUUUUUGUUUUGGGUUCGUGUAAAUAUGACGAUGACACAAUAAACCAUCUUUGUGAGGUUC